UACGAACCGAUGCAAUGACAUUGCUUAGCUGAAUAAAUUGUUAAACACAAUUAGUUGUAGAGAAAUAAAUAAUUUAUUAAAUUUAUGCAAAACAAUAUAAUGACAAUGGAAAAAGCAAUACUCACUUUGACACUCUUCUGUGUCAUUUGGAUCUCAUGGAGUACAGCAUUACCACGACCGUAUUAUGACGAGACACUGGAGGAAGUCAACUGUGGCGGUGAAAUGGGACAACCACUAAUAACACCCUGCAAGAAUGCCAUUAAACUGGAUGCACAGACUAAUUACACACUUCAAUGCGAAGCCGAUGAGCCCGUUGAAUGGAUUUUUAAUUAUGAAGUGCUACAGGCCGUUGUACCUUUUGCCAACACUGAGGAUCCGUCGCGUCCCUAUGGCUUACAGCUCUUAUUGCUGGAAGUCAGUUUUCGGGAAGUGGGAGCCUACUAUUGCAUCAAGAAAAGUGCAGUACGCUAUGGCGAUGUACAGAUUAAUAUGAAAACUGAGGAUCUUAUCGAGAGUGUUAAUAGUAAUAACGCUAGUUCAAUCUAUGUCUACGUUAAUGAUCCAAAUAAUUUACUGGCUGAUACUCCGCCAAUAGUGAAGGCACGACAAUACACCGAAGUGAUAAUACCCUGUAAACCAUCUAUGCCCGAGACAGAAGUAAUUCUGUCUUUCAACGGUGAUACAUAUCCCAGUGAUACAUCCGCUCGAUACGAUCCCCAAAGAGGUUUUGUUCUUGAAGUGCGAAGCAUCACCGAUGGCGGUGAAUAUUUUUGUGAGCCUAAAGAGCCGGCUCCAACUAAUGAAGAGGAAUCGUCAGUUAUUAAUGUGCUCUUUUUUGGUAACGAUCAAAUUGAUAAUAUGUUAACUAACAGAGAUCAGGAUAAUUUUGAAGAAGAUGUUACUAACCCUACAAAUAGUUAUGUCACUAAGAUUGAAGAUUCUGGUGCUGGUCUUGAAUAUGAUAUGCCAGAUUACGAAGAUACAACAAAUUUUGAUUUGUUGCGCCAAAAGCGUAAUCCUACGAAUUUAGCCCCAAUGAUGCCAUUGCCCUCAAGUCCACCAAAAGGGCAAGCAAAUCGUCGACUUAAUAAACCAAUAAUAACAUCAACUUCACCUCGUGGACAUGUUUACUACAAUGAGUCCUUUGAAUUGGUAUGCCAGAUUUCUGCACCGCCACAAACAACAAUUGACAUUGAAUGGAGAAUGCCAAGAGGUUUUGAUCAGAGUCGCGCAAAGAUAGUGAAACCAGAUAUUGCCGAACAUAGUAAGAAUAACACUCAUAAGACGGCAAGCAGCAUUUUGACUGUAGUUCAUGCUGAAGAAAGCGAUACCGGAGCCUACAAAUGCAUUGUUAAGGAUGAAACUGGAGAAGAGUUCUCGUCUUUCAAAAUCAAAGUAAUGGAGCCAAAAUCAAGCUAUUUGGAUGUACGAGAACCUUCCAAUCAUUAUAAUGUACGUGAGAUUGCCAAUAAAACUAUACAAAUGACAGCCAUAUUUGAAGGAUUUCCUGAACCGACAUUCAAAUGGUAUAAGCCAAAUGGAAUGGAGAUUUGGGAAACUGAGUCCAAUUUUAAGAUAAUAUCCACCGAAUUGAGUACCACACUGCAGUUAUUGAAUGCCCAAUUGGAAAAUAGUGGAACCUACAAACUUAAAGGCACAAAUGGUGUUAAUUCCAAGCAAUUGGAAUUUAAUGUUAGUGUUAUAUCUGGUCCAGUACUCAAUAUGGAGGAUGUCUAUGUCCAGGAAGGCCAUCAGGCUCAUCUCAAUUGUACGGUAAUGUCGUAUCCGACUGCAAUCGUAACUUUUCUCUUUAAACCAUGCAAAUUGGAACCACGUUGGCCGACUUGUCAUAAUUUGCCACAGCAAAAUUUCAGUUUCCAACGUACUACUCGACCUGGUGCUCUAAGUGUUGAAUUUAUACACGAAAUCACUUUCACACCAACUGAACCUGGAAUUCUAUCUUGUGUGGCACAAAAUCUAGUAAAUAAUAAUCCUGUUACGCGAAUGAGUAAAGCUCAUGUCUUACUGGGUGAUAUAUCGGAGAAUAUGACUAUUUACGGACUAGAUCUAACCAAGAAGAUUGCCAAGGGCGAAAAGGAGAGUAUCACAUGUGAGGCUUUGGCUUAUCAUUUCGAUGGAAAUCUUUUAUGGUACCAAAACGGACAACCCAUCUCAGAAACUGAUGAUCUCAAAAUUACAGAAUCCACUACGAAAUAUUCGUAUAAGAGCACCAUUCAUUUCAAUCCUAUUAGAGACAAAGAUAGUGGUACAUAUCAAUGUCGGGCCCAACAUAUAGUGCAAUCGUAUGAAUAUGAAUCCCGUGAGAUAGAUGUUUUUGUUCACGAUCCUCAGUCUCCCCAAUGGGAGUAUACCAAUUUGAAUGCUAAAUCGAAAAUUGAACGAAAUCUUGGUGAAUCAUUGUCGCUUGAGUGUCGCUCCAAGGCGAUUCCUGAGGCUACGGUCCAUUGGUACAAGGAUGAUACGGAAUUGCAUGAGACCAAUUUGACGCAUAUUCUGGAAAAUAAUUCCCAACUCUUGAUCACACAUCUAUAUCCCAAACACGAUGGCCUUUAUAGAUGUGUAGUGGAAAAUCGUUUGGGUAAAAUUGAAAAUUCCGUCACUGUGGUCAUAGCCAAUAUGCCUGGCAUUAAGAAGACUUGGAUAUGGUUGGUAGUCUUUUUCUUUGGUGCCCUAAUCGCUCUCUGCGCCUUUUUGGCUGUACGUUAUCGACAGGAACGUAAACGACACUUGGAAUUGAAGGCCGCUGGUCUGGCCAACUUUGAGGAAGGUGCCGUUGAGCAUAUAAAUCCAGCAUUAUCUUUGGAUGAACAAGCGGAUCUGCUACCUUAUAAUCGUGAAUUUGAAUUUCCGCGAGAGAAACUGAAGUUGGGCAAACAACUUGGAGCCGGUGCAUUCGGUGUUGUCCUAAAGGGCGAAGCUGAGGGCAUAAGCCAUGAGAACGCUGUAACAAUAGUUGCUGUCAAAAUGGUUAAACGUACCGCCGACAAUGAGGUGGUGCGUGCCCUGGUCUCUGAAUUGAAGAUCAUGGUGCAUUUGGGCCAGCAUCUAAAUGUGGUUAACCUUUUGGGCGCUGUUACCAAGAAUAUUGCGAAACGUGAACUAAUGGUCAUUGUGGAGUAUUGCCGUUUUGGUAAUGUGCAAAACUUUUUGUUACGUAAUCGGAAGUGUUAUAUCAAUCAGAUAAAUCCCACAAAUGAUCGCAUUGAUCCAACCAUUAUGACACAGCGUAUUUCGGAUAAUUUUGAACUGCAUCGUGAUGGUGGCUUGAAGUAUGCUAAUGUUGGUUUCCCGAACCAUUCAUAUAUCAAUCACAUGAACUCUGUAAACAACAACUAUACCCAAACUCAUCGCAGAAACUCGGAAAAUGAUCCCAGAUCGGGCACAAGAGCAGGUCGACCAGGAUCCGCUGGGUAUAGUUAUGAUCGUCAGAUGGAUACAUGUGCCACAGAGGCCACAGUAAUGACAACAGUGCCAGAAGAUGAUCAUGUUAUGUCGAAUAACUCAAUACAGCCUGCAUGGCGAUCCAAUUAUAAGACCGAUUCAACGGAAGCCAUGUCAGUGACCACCAGUGAUCUAGUCAGCUGGGCUUUUCAGGUUGCCCGUGGCAUGGAUUAUCUAUCAUCGAAGAAAGUUCUUCAUGGUGAUUUGGCAGCUCGUAAUAUCCUAUUAUGCGAAGAUAAUGUUGUUAAAAUUUGUGACUUUGGUCUAGCCCGAUCAAUGUAUCGUGGUGAUAAUUAUAAGAAAUCAGAGAGUGCAAAACUUCCCAUCAAAUGGCUGGCACUGGAAUCUCUAAGCGAUCAAGUUUUCAGCACCUAUAGUGACGUUUGGUCAUUUGGCAUUGUGUUGUGGGAGUUAUUCUCACUGGCCAAGGUUCCCUAUCCGGGCAUUGAUCCCAAUCAGGAGUUAUUUAACAAACUCAACGAUGGCUAUCGCAUGGAAAAGCCACCUUAUGCAAAUGGUGAGCUGUACGAGAUUAUGCUAGAAUGUUGGAGAAAGAGUCCCGAGAGUCGGCCAUUGUUUAAUGAGCUGGAGCGACGCUUUGCCAGCAUGCUAACCGAGGAUGUGGCCAACCACUACCUGGAUCUGAACAAUCCAUAUAUGCAAUCAAAUAUGCAAUAUAUGAAAACGCAACCCACUGACUACCUGGCUUUAAUGGGUUCACCAGAUGAGCCAGCACCGGAACGUCCACGCUAUGUAAAUGGACAUAUGGUGCCAGAUAUACGCAUUGAAGAGUUUCCCGAUGACUAUCAGGAACCCAGUACAGUCUCUGGCACCGCCAUUUUUUCACCCACCCGUCUUGAAAGCGAUGAAAAUGCUGUCAAAUUCACAGAUUUUCCGGAUUUCUCAUCCAAACAAACCAACGAAACCUCCUCUUUCACCUUCCCAGAUACAGUACGUCAGCAGCACUCACCGACUCUAUCUAAUAACAUGGAUGGCGGAGCCCAUAAGCCAUUGCGCAAGAAGAACGGUCUGCCCACCGUUGAUGGGGCUGAUCGGGCACCCGAGGAGAUACCCAUGUUGCAUCGUUCGUCCAACUCAGAGGAAGGCGAUCAGUCCAACAAUAGUCCGGCACAGCAGCGACGAUUUCCUCAAGCCCUGAAGCAACAAUACGUUACGCCCACACCCUCGCCGCGUCAUCAUGUGGAGACGAAACUCAAUGGGGACAACGAGAACUAUGUAAAUGUGAAGCCACCACGUAAAAAUCUCGCCAAAACGCCAGCAACUGGCACAGCAACCGACGCCUUCUCAAAUCCCAGUUAUCAGCCUUUGUCAAAGGUCAACGAGAAGGAGGAGCGAAGGUAUUAGGAAUGACUCCAAAUAUGGAAUGGACUACUUCAAGACUAGUAAAUAAGUUAUUUAGCUUAAAAUCGACCCAUUUUUCACUAUAAGAAACUUUAAGUCUACUUACAAAUUUGUGCCAGGCAUUUUCCAUUUAUCGUUAGAAUGUAGGUUUAAUUAACAUUACUGUCACUUUAGCUAUUGUUAUUUGUCUAUGCAUUUGUGUAUAUAUGUUUAUUUACUUAAAAUACAAGAACUAUAAUGUGAAUAUUUAAA
Molecule: messenger RNA, 5076 nt
Organism: Drosophila willistoni
Lineage: Eukaryota; Metazoa; Arthropoda; Insecta; Diptera; Drosophilidae
Gene: Pvr
Product: platelet-derived growth factor receptor alpha
Exons: 17
Coding region: 85-4827 (1580 amino acids)
Biological process (GO): multicellular organism development; protein phosphorylation; positive regulation of kinase activity
Cellular component (GO): signaling receptor complex
Molecular function (GO): transmembrane receptor protein tyrosine kinase activity; ATP binding
Source: RefSeq, a predicted model, not a curated record